AUGAGAGAAGAAGGAUGGGAGGAAGAAGAGUUGAUUGAAGGGUCGCCACAAAUCCCUAAUUUCAAAGCAUUCAAGCUCGCUAAAUUUGAAGCCAAGGAUAAAUCAGAGCGCCUUGCCAAAAUAGAAAUAUGGGAGGAGAGUAUGAAGAGGGGAAAAGCGCGGAAGCAGUGUAUGGGAAGCGUGGAAGGAGCGGCCUGUACACGAAAUGUUCAAGAAGAAUUACCUCUUGUAUCUUCCACACCUUCGCCGUUGUCCCAGGACUCAAUUUGUAAUAAUCGGCAGGAACCUGUGGCUCCUGAGACAAGUGGCUGGACAGAAGAAGAAAAAGAGCAGGCUAUCCAUAAUGGUAUAUAUGGGGACGCGUACGGGGAUAUCUAUGGCGAUGUUUAUUGGGAUACGAAUGUGGACAUACACGAAGAGAAUCUCGUUUCAGAAAGCCUCUCGCGUACAAGACGAAAAAAAUCAAAUCGAAGUAAGCAAAGAAAGAAGGCAGCAGAACGUCAAGCUUCGCUACAAAUUCAUGGACUACUUCCUGUUCCUCUUCCUCCGCAACCUUUACAGGAGCAAUUCAAUCGAACAGUUUCGCAGCAUGAUAGCGUAGCUCUUCGCCCCAAGUCAAAUAACAACCAGCUGGAAGUAAGAGGGCAGAAAGCGGGUAGAGAAAUGACUAUGGGGCGAUUUAGUUCUGAGGGGCUUACUCUACAGCAAGAUCGUCUGAAACAAAUCGCUGAUCUACGCAAGAGAAUAAUUGCACGCAAAGCUUUGCUGCAAGCACAGGGUCUACUUCCUGUGUCUCCUUCUCGGCAAAACGUGAUAGAGAACUUUAUUCGAACUCUCCGAGAUGGUAACUCCGAAGCUAAAAUCUUUAAUCCUCUUAACAUCCAGGAAGAUGAAAAUAGACAGAAAACUCCCGAAAUCAUGGGAAGCGAGAAUCUUGGUUCUGGAGCCAGCCCGCAGAAAAAGGAUUCAAAUCAGCAUAUCACCAAGAGCCCAAAAACAUAUCAAGGGAAAUAUACUACAUCGGAGAAAGAGCGAGAACCGAGCACUUCAAUACCAGAUGAAAUCAGAGUGUUAUUACAGAGGGAGAAGGAGCGAAGACAAAGAUUAUCAGCACUAGAUAACGUUGAGUUGGUGGAAAAGAGGGAACAGGAGCAAGAGCUUUCGGUAUCGGAACGGAUCAGAUUGUCAAUAGAGAAUACUAAGUCAAGGAGUGUGCCUACCAAGAUUUGCGAUGUCUCGGAGAAGACACAUUUGGAGAUAGUGAAAAAACGAGCCGCACUUUCAGAUCAAGGUUCAUCAUUAUACGCACCCGCUGCUCCUCAAAAGCCUUGGCAUAACAGUUCUUCCGUGCUCAGGAAUGAAAGUCGAGAAGUAUUACAACUUGAUGAGCAAGGAAAUCACGCUAUGGAAGGAGCGCAAGACGGGGAACUCCUUCCAGUGCUGAAAGAUGCUGGGUUUCUACCGGAGAACUUGGACAUGGAAAUCGAUACUGUUAUUGAACAUGGAGACCAGGAGGACAUUGCAAAGCUAGUUUCAAUACCUCAAAAUAUCGGAGUUAUUUUAGACAAUGCGAGGCGUUCUAUUCCCGAAAUGCUAUCACAGCUUUUGUUCCCGUCGGAAGAAGUCGAAGAAAUCAUGAAAAUGGAGAAUGAAUGGUUUGGGUGGCUAGGGAUGGAUGCUGAUAUUGAUACAGACAUUGAAGAUUGGAUCAAUGUAACGACACCCUCACCCAAGCCCCCUAUCGAGCACGCAUCAGAAGAUAUAACGCUGAGAGCCACUCCCGAUACCUUAUCAGAACUAUUCAAUAUAUCAGAAGAUAUCGAAGAUAUGGUAAACACAGAGAAUGAGUGGUUUGGUUGGCUGGGGAUGGAUAUCGAUGUUGAAGAUUUCGCGGACGGAUUUGCUAGGUGCUAA
Messenger RNA from Botrytis fragariae, 1914 nucleotides. RefSeq lists its product as uncharacterized. The coding region runs from base 1 to 1914 and encodes 637 amino acids. Lineage: Eukaryota; Fungi; Ascomycota; Leotiomycetes; Helotiales; Sclerotiniaceae. The transcript has 3 exons. The record is from RefSeq and is a predicted model, not a curated record.